Messenger RNA from Carica papaya (papaya), 1936 nucleotides. The record is from RefSeq and is a predicted model, not a curated record. Lineage: Eukaryota; Viridiplantae; Streptophyta; Magnoliopsida; Brassicales; Caricaceae.
GGAUUUACUCCUAUUGCUGCGGCCCGUAUUUAAAUUCUCCGAGAACCACCGAAGCCCGCCAUCUCUAACGACUCUUACCUUCUAAGCUUUCGAGGUGAUAAGAGAAUAAACCAGUGUUCAAAGAUCACCUCAGUUCCAUCGCCAGUAUACACUCCUCCAUUUACCACUUGCUUCUUAAGACCCUAACCCUAGACUCUCAAUUCCUUAAAUCCAUCUUUCGAGUAAGGUCACUGCUGUUGUUUAGCAAAUGUCAACUUAUAUAUUUGCAGUGGUUUUGAAUAAUCCGUUAAGAGACUCGGAAUUCCUCCUCGUCAAGCAAGCUCGGCCGCCGAAAUUCAGCGAAGAAGAGUACAAUUGUUAUGUGGAUUCGGAUCUAUGGGACUUGCCUUCAACGCGAUUGAACCGAGUAGAAGGAGAACGCGGGUCGGGAUUUUUCAUUGAAUGGAAAGAAUCGUGUUCAGAGAAUGUUGAUUUGACCGGGUUUGACGUGGAAGCCGCUAUUGGUCGGGUUUUGGCGCUACUCGGGUUUUCUUGGAGUGAUACGGGAGAAUGGAGAAUCGUGAAGCAUCUGGAAGAGCCUGAAUUUGGACCAGGGCUGCCGGCGCAUUUUAUCUUUGUUAUGGGAAAAUUGGUUGCCGGUUAUCAAGACUUAAGAGAGCAAUGCAUGUGGGUGUCUACACAGACAUGUCUGAACUGGCUUCGAGAGGCGAAACCAAGUAGUGAUCGUGUGGGACAUUUGGCAGUUGUUGGGCUUGUGAAUGACCCAGUGAGAUCUAUAGAGCGGAAAAUUCCAACUUCUUUGCGUUGUCAGGAGUACCCUCCUGGUGUUAUGCUAGUACCUAUGAGAAGCAGGACGCAGAAACCGUUCAAGACAACAAACCUUGUUAUAUUUUCACCUGAAAAUGUUUCACAGGAUCAAGAGGAUUGUGAUUUCAUUGCUCAUGGAGAUGCAUUGUUAGUGGAUCCUGGAUGCCAACAUGGACUUCAUAAUGAACUCAGGAAAAUUGUUGCUGCUUUACCAAGGAAGUUACUGGUCCUUGUUACCCAUCAUCAUCAUGAUCAUAUAGAUGGUCUUUCUGCUGUCCAGAAAUGCAAUCCUGAUGCUACACUCUUGGCACAUGAAAAUACCAUGCAUCGCAUUGGAAGAGACAGCUGCUCUCUAGCCUAUAUCUCAGUUUCUGGUGGAGAAGACAUCUGUGUCGGUGGUCAGAGAUUGACUGUUAUUUUUGCACCGGUAUUUCUUUUUUAAGGUCUUUUCUGUUUCAAAACUAUGGCUACAAAUNNNUUGAUUGUUGGUGAUCAUUGCUUGGGUCAAGGAAGUGCACUUUUGGACAUUACUGCUGGUGGAAACAUGGCUGAAUACUUUCAAUCAACUUACAAAUUUAUGGACCUUUCACCUCAUGUUAUAAUUCCUAUGCAUGGGAGAGUCAAUCUUUGGCCAAAGCACAUGCUUUGUAGCUAUCUCGAGAAUCGCAGGAAUCGAGAAUCAUCCAUCUUGAAGGCCAUAGAAAGUGGAGCACAGACAUUGUUUGACAUAGUUUCCAGUGUAUAUUCUGAGGUUGACAGCAGUUUCUGGAUUCUAGCUGCUUCAAAUGUGAGGUUACAUGUGGAUCAUCUAGCCCAGCAAGAUAAGUUGCCUAAGGAAUUUCUGAUUCACAAGUUCCAAACAACUUGCGAGGCGCGUUUCCUGGUCAGAUGGUCAUUGGCUUAUGCUGGUAGCAGGUUCCAACUUCAGUACCACAAACUUGGUAUGUCUAAAUUCCUUGUUGCUGGAGCAGUUGCUGGUUUUUCAGUAUACUUGGUUAAAAAUAAGCUUAUUCCCAAAUAAUAAAGGAGAGAAUAUGUUUCCCUUAAAAACAAUUGCCUGCAAGAUUGGUGCCGGGAGAUUAUAUCAGAUUUAUUUAUUCGAUUAAAAGAACCUAUUUUGAUAUAACAA